Caretta caretta (loggerhead turtle) is the source of this 17770-nucleotide messenger RNA. NCBI's taxonomy places the organism in Eukaryota, Metazoa, Chordata, Testudines, Cheloniidae. The record is from RefSeq and is a predicted model, not a curated record.
GCCCCAGUCCAGAAGGGAAGAGCCACCCAGAGAUGUGGCCCUAGGUGCAGGGAGCUGCUGCGGGGAAGGCAGACCCAGGCGAGAGCGCUGGGGCUUUGGGACUCCAGGAGACUCAGGCGGCACUCGGCGACGGUGAGGUUGGCUGCGGGCCAUGCUGGGCACAGCACGGGGCCGGGGCCUUUGCCCUCCCACCGGGGAGCUGAUGGGGACGCUGGUCUGGCUCUCGCUCUGGGUGACGGUGGCGCUGUCUGAGGGGCGCUGGUGCGAGAGGACGGAGCAGGUGACGGAGGAGGAGGUGGUGAGCCCCCGGCGCGAGCAGGCGGUGCCCUGCCCGGACGUGUACCAGUACAACCUGGCGGGCUGGCGCAUCGACCAGCACAGGAUGCGCCAGGCCUACGGUGGGGACCAGGCCAUUGCCCACUUCCAUGCCCAGGCCGGGCCCACCGCCCCCCUGUGCUACAUCUACAAGCCCCCGGACACGAGGCCCGUGGUGUGGAACCGCACGGUGCGAGCCUGCUGCGAGGGCUGGAGCGGGCCCCACUGCACCCAGGGCGAGGGCUUCCUGGGACUCUGCUUCUCUACAUGGCAGUGCCAGGCCGGCCUGGGCACCUGGAACCUGUCCCUGCUGAGCAUGGCCGAGUGCUGCGGGCGGCCCUGGGGCCGCAGCUGGAAGAACACCUCCUCCGAGGUCUGCCUCAGCUGCUCCGCCCUGCCCCUGCCAGGGGACCUGCCGGCCCCCUUCCUCCUCCGGCCCUUGCCCCCCACGGCCCUGCUGGGCCUGCCCAGGCCUCGCCACCGCCUCUUUGCCACCUGCGUCACCUGGGCCGGCUUCCACUACCGCAGCUUUGAUGGGAAACAUUUCCACUUCCACGGGGACUGCACCUACAGCCUAGCUGCUGCCUCCGAUGGCACCUGGGCCGUGGACAUCUCGGGCAGCGGGACCUGUGCACCAUCACACUGCCACCGGGUGCUGCGCAUGCUCUUCGGGCUGGACCUGGUCGUGGCUCGGGGCCGAAACGUCUCCGUGAACGGGGUCGUGGUGCCGGAGGGGGAGCCGCUCCUGCAGGACGGGAUCAGCGUCCGGUGGCUCGGUGACUUCGUCUUCGUGGAGAGCGGCCUGGGCGUGCGGGUCAAGUCUGACGGGCGCCACACGGUGUAUGUGACGGUCAGCGGGGAGCAGCGGGGCACCACGCGCGGGCUCUGCGGGCUCUACAAUGACGACCCUGCCGAUGACUUCCUGCGUGUAGGAGGGGAUGUGGCCACGUUCGCCGCCAGCUUCGGGAAUUCCUGGAGGGUCCCAGAUGCCAGCCCAGAGGUGCAGCUCCCGUGCCAGGACGUGGCGGAGGCGGGAGACAGCUGUGACGAUGCGGAGGCCAGCGCCGUGAGGCAGGAGGCCGAGGCCGUGUGCCGGAAGUUGCUGGCCAGCCCCUUCAGCCGGUGCCACUCCAAGGUGGACCCGGGCGGAUUCUACGACGCCUGCAUGUCCGCGUCCUGCUGGCAGGGGGGCACGGGGGCCGGGCAGCGGGAGGCCGUGUGCGCCACCUUUGCCAGCUAUGCCCGCGAAUGCGCCCAGGAGCUCGUCUACCUCGACUGGAGGAGGCCCGGGUUCUGCGAGAAGCAGUGCGGCCAGGGGAAGCAGUACUCGGACUGCGUGUCCUCGUGCCCGGCCAGCUGUGCCGCCGUGGGCACCGGCGAGGAGGGGCACUGCCGGGACGAGUGUGUGAGUGGCUGCGAGUGCCCGCCGGGCCUCUACCUGGAGGGGGGGGCCUGCGUCCCUGAGGGCGACUGCCCCUGCUACCACCGUCGCCAGAAGUACGCCCCGGGGCAGAGCAUCCAGCAGCGGUGCAACCAAUGCACAUGCCAGGGUGGGCGCUGGUACUGCUCGCAGGACAAGUGCUCGGCCGAGUGUGCCGUGAUCGGGGACCCGCACUACGUGACCUUCGACCAGAAGCGCUACUCCUUCCACGGCGUCUGCGAGUACAUCCUGGUGCAGGACUUUGUGGACUGGAAGCUGCUGAUCACGGUGGAGAAGGUGGCGUGUGGGAGCAAAGGGGCCGUGAGCUGCCUCCGGGCCCUGACGGUGACUGCGCACAGGACCUCCGCCCGGCUCCACAUCACAGGGGACGUGGCCGUGAAUGGGCAGGAGGUGGCCCUGCCCUUUGCCAGCGCUGACCUGAGCAUCCGACGGGCCUCGUCCUCCUUCCUGCUGCUCCAGGCCUUCGGCGCCCACGUGCUGUGGGGGCUGGAGUUCCCUGCCGCCUACAUCACCCUGCAGCCCGGCUUCGCGGGCAAGGUGCGAGGUCUGUGCGGCACCUACACCUGGAACCAGCAGGACGAGUUCACCACCCCCGCCGGGGACGUGGAGCCCAGCGUCGCCGCCUUCGCCAACAAGUUCCGGGCGUCCAGCGAGUGCCCCGCGCUCGGCUCCUUCGCCUUCGACCCCUGCAGCACCUUCGCCCAGCGCCGGGAGUUCGCCGAGGCCGCCUGCGGCACCCUCCACGGCCCGGCCUUCCAGCCCUGCCACGACCUGGUGGAGCGGGACCCCUACUAUCAGCUCUGCCUCUACGACGUGUGCGGCUGCUCGGCCGGCGGGGACUGUCUGUGCCGCGCCCUGGCCGCCUACGCCAGGCAGUGUGCCCAGGAGGGGGCGCCGGUGCCCUGGAGGAACCAGACCUUCUGCGCGGUGCCGUGCAGCGGGGGGCAGGUCUACCAGGAGUGCAGCGCCCCCUGCGGGAAGAGCUGUGCCGAUCUGCGCAUGGGGGCGGCCAGCUCCUGCCAGGCCCUGGCCGUGUGCGUGGCCGGCUGUAACUGCCCCGAGGGACUGGUGCUGGACGACAGCGGGCAGUGCGUCCCGCCGGGCAUGUGCCCCUGCGAGCACGGGGGUGAGACCUACCCGCCCGGCAGCAAGGUCCACAGGAGCUGCAACGCCUGCGUCUGUGUGAACGGGCUGUGGAACUGCACCGACGACAGCUGCCCCGAAGCCGCCUUCUGCCCCGGGGAGCUGGUCUACGCCUACGGGUCCUGCCUGCGCACCUGCGCCACUGCCGAGGGCAACCUGAGCUGCCCGGGCCUCUCCGACGGCUGCGUCUGCCCGCCAGGCACCGUCUUCCUCAACGAGCGCUGCGUCUCCCCGGACGAGUGUCCCUGCCACCAUAACGGCAGGCUGUACCAGCCCAACGACACCAUCGCCAAGGACUGCAACACCUGCGAGUGCCGGAGCCGUCGCUGGCAGUGCAGCACCCAGCACUGCGUGGGCACCUGCGUGGCCACGGGAGACCCGCACUACGUCUCCUUCGACGGGCGGGCCUUCUCCUUCCUGGGGGACUGCGAGUACGUCCUGGCACGCGAGGGCAGCGGCCUCUUCACCGUCACCUCCGAGAACGUGCCCUGCGGCACCAGCGGCGUGACCUGCACCAAGUCUGUGGUGGUGGUGAUCGGGAACGCCGUCGUCCACCUCCUGAGAGGAAAGGACGUGACAGUGAACGGAGUCUCAGUGCGGCCCCCAAAGACCUACAGCGGGAAUGGCCUGACCCUGGAGCGAGCUGGCGUCUUCCUCAUCCUCAUCUCCCAGCUGGGGCUGAGCGUGCUCUGGGACGGAGGCACCCGGGUGUACGUGAAACUGGAUCCCCGGUACCAGGGCCGCGUGGCGGGGCUGUGCGGGAAUUUCGACGGGGACACGGAGAAUGACUUCACCAGCCGGCAGGGUGUCGUGGAGCCCACAUCCGACCUGUUCGGCAACUCCUGGCGCGUCAGCCUCCUGUGCCCCGAGGUCAACAACGAGGACUUUGAGCACCCCUGCACCGUACGUCCCCAGGCAGGGGACAGGAAACCCGCGCCCAUAAGAGAGGGGAAUGGGGCGGGUGCUGUGCCGGGUGGAGGCUGGGGCGCUGUCCCGGAGUCCCCGGGCAAUGCUCUGGAACUGCUUCCCAUGAAGCCAGGCAGGACUCUGGGGAAGUCUCCUUUCUGUGAGCAGCCUGUCUGCAGGACACACAGCUCACCCAGCUUCCACCUUCCUGGGUCUGACCUCGGAGCGUUCAGCAUCCUCUGCCCCUCCGUGUGCUUCCCACAGCGAGUCCCCCCAGGCGGGGUCCUGGGGAAGCCAGAGGCUCCUGCACCCAACUUCGCAGUCAGACGGGACUCUCAGCCAGCCAGUAAAACAGAAGGUUUAUUAGUCACAUCUGGCUUGUGGGCGGUGCCCGCCCGGCCCUCGGCUGCCCCUCCCCGGCUGCCGGCGGCUGAUGCGGCGCUGUGUGUGGGCAGGUGCGACGCCGGGGGGGACUGCGAGUGUCUGUGCACAGCCAUCGCCGCCUACGCCGAGGAGUGUAACAAGCGCGGGGUGUACGUCCGCUGGAGGAGCCAGGAGCUGUGCCCCAUGCAGUGCGAUAACGGGCUGGAGUACGAAGCCUGCGGCCCCGCCUGCCCCCAGACCUGCAAGAACUUCGGCCUGGAGCACGCCGAGCACUGUGAUGCUAUCUCCUGCGUGGAGGGCUGCUUCUGCCCCGACGGCAGGGUCCUGCAUGAUGGCAGCUGCAUCGACCCCGCCGAGUGCCCCUGUUACUGGGAGGGCAUCUCGUUCCCGGCGGGCGCUGUGGUGAAGCAGGAGUGCAAGAACUGCACGUGCGAGGCGGGGCUGUGGCAGUGUGAUGCCCCCGCAGAACCCUGCGUGGCCCCGGCCCGCUGCCCCGAGGCGCAGUUCGCCUGCCGCACGGGCGGGCGCUGCGUGCCCAGCGCCUGGGUCUGCGACAACGAGGACGACUGCGGGGACGGCUCGGACGAGUUCUGCGCGCCCAGCUGUGCCCCGCACCAGUUCCAGUGCACCAGCGGGCAGUGCGUGGCCUGGGGGUACCGCUGCGACGGCACCGACGACUGCCUGGACCACUCGGACGAGCGCGACUGCCCGGCGCCCGGCUGCGCCCAGCAGGAGUUCCGCUGCGCCAAUGGGCGCUGCAUCCCCCGGGCGCACGUCUGCGAUGGGGAGCUGGACUGUGGCUUCGCCGACGAGUCCGAUGAGGCUGGCUGCGGCCCCUCCUGCGGGGCCGGGGAGUUCAGCUGUGCAGCAGGGCGGUGCCUACCCUACCUGCAUCGCUGCGAUGGGCACGACGACUGCGGGGACUUCAGCGACGAGCGGGAGUGCGUGUGCCCCCCCGGCGACUUCCAGUGCCCGGACGCGCUGUGCCUCCCGCCGGCCCUGGUGUGCGAUGGGAAGAGGGACUGCCCGGCUGGCACCGAUGAGGCCUUCUGCCCAGGCCGGGUGACCUGUGCCCCGGGGCAGCUGCCAUGCCCGGACGGUUCCUGCGUCAGCCGGAUGCGGGUGUGCGACGGAGCCUGGGACUGCAGGGACGGCUCUGACGAGAGCCCAGCUCGGUGCCCCCUGCCCGUCACCCUGCCCACGGCGCUGCCCGCGACUCGCCUGCCGCCGGCCAACCGCACCGCCGCGCCCCCGUGUGGCCGCUACGAGUUCCGCUGCGGCAGCGGGGAGUGCACGCCGCGCGGCUGGGUGUGCGACGACGAGGCCGACUGCCUGGACGGCAGCGACGAGCUGGUGUGCAACCGGACCUGCGGCCUGGACCAGCACACGUGCGCCGUCAGCGCCGAGUGCAUCCCCUACGGGCAGCUGUGCGACGGCAUCCCCCAGUGCCGGGACCGGUCCGACGAGAGCACCGACAACUGCGGAUCCACCGAGAUCCCACCCUGCCCAGGGCUCUUCGUCUGCAACAACCGCAUGUGCGUGAACGUCUCCCGGGUGUGCGACGGCUUGCAGGACUGCCCCCAGAGCGAGGACGAGCUGGCCUGCGACCAUCACGUCCCACCCGGCGAGAGGAACCAGACGGUGGGGCCCUGCACCGAGUACUCGUGUGCUGAAGGCAAAUGCAUCCCCUUUAAGCAGGUGUGUAACGGGCUGGCGGAUUGCGCUGAUGGCAGCGAGGCCUCGGGAUGGCUGCCCUCCGACGAGCGGGACUGCGGGCUCUGGAGCCCCUGGGCCCCGUGGAGCACCUGCAGCCGGUCCUGUGGGACGGGCUUGCAGAUCCGCAGGCGGGUCUGCACCAGGCGGGCCAACGACGUUCUACGCCAAUGCCACGGCGAGGAGACGCAGGCCCAGCAGUGCUUCGCCGUGGCCUGCCCAGUGGACGGUGCCUGGAGCGAGUGGGCAACGUGGGCGAACUGCACCCAGGACUGCCGCGGGGUGGUGGUGCGGCAUCGGGAGUGCAUCGCGCCCCGGAACGGGGGCCGGCACUGCACCGAGCUGCCCGGAGCCUCGCCCAGCACGCUGGAGAUCAAGGCCUGCCAGCUGGAAGGCUGCCUCAACGCCACCGCCUGCCCCGCAGGCCUGGUGCGCAGGCCAUGCGCCCCGUGCCCCAUGGCCUGCGCCGAUCUGGCCAGCAAGGGCAAGUGCAAGAGGGACAGGCCCUGCAGCCCAGGCUGCUGGUGCCCGGAGGGGCUGGUGCUGGACAGUGAGCAGCAGUGCGUGCGCCCCCGGGAGUGCCCGUGCCUGGUGGAGGGCGUGCGCCACUGGCCCGGCCAGCUGGUGAAGGUGAACUGCCGCAUCUGCGCCUGCCAGGACGGGCAGAUGAAGCGGUGCCGGCAGAACCCCGAGUGCACUGUUAACUGCGGCUGGUCGGCCUGGUCUCCCUGGGGCGAGUGCCUGGGCCCCUGCGGCGUGCAGAGCAUCCAGUGGUCCUUCCGCAGCCCCAACAACCCCAGCAAACAUGGCAACGGGCACCAGUGCCGGGGCAUCUACCGCAAGGCCCGCCGGUGCCAGACGGAUCCGUGCGAGGAGUGUGAGCACCACGGCCGGUCGCACGCCAUUGGCGACCGCUGGCGAUCGGGGCAGUGCCAGGUGUGCCAAUGCCUGCCCAGCCUGACGGUGCAGUGCUCCCAGUACUGCCCGUACAGCACCGUGGGGUGCCCAGAGGGGCGGGCGCUGGUGGAGGGCAGGGGUGCGUCCUGCUGCUACUGCACUGAAGCGGGUGAGAACCGGACCAGCGCGCCUGCUGUCCAGACGGCCAGGCCCCCGGGCCCCACCCUGGCCAGCCCGGCUGCCUCCACCAGCCCUCCUCUCGUCACCUUCCCGCUGCCCCCUCUCGGAGACCGGUGCUACGGCCCCCUGGGUUUGGCCUCCUUACCGGACAGCUGCUUCACAGCCUCCUCCCAGCAGCCGGAGAACCCUGCCCACGCCGGGCGCCUCAACUACGUGCUGCCAGGCUCGGACCUGCAGGGCUGGGGGCCCCAGGCAGAGGUGUACCAGGAGCUGGUCUCCAAGCCGCCCUACCUGCAGGUGGAUCUGCUGGAGCCCAGGAACCUCACAGGGGUGGUGGUGCAGGGGGCAGGCUCCUCGGACGCCUACGUUACCAGCUUCCUCCUGCAGUUCAGCAUGGACGGGCUGAGGUGGCACGAGUACCGGGAGGUCUCUGCGGACGCCCAGCCGGAGCCCAAGCUGUUCCUGGGGAACGCCGACGACUCCACGCCGGUGGUGAGGACGUUCCAGCGCAUGGUCCGUGCCCGGCACGUCCGCAUCCUCCCCCACGACUUCCACCACGGGAUCUUCCUGCGGGCCGAGCUGCUGGGCUGCGAGAGAGUGCCCCCUGUGCCACCUGGGGCACCGACGGCACCAGCGGGCCGGAGGCCCUGCCGGGCCGGUGAGUUCCAAUGCCGCAACGGACGCUGUGUCCCCGCCGGGCCCCGCGGCGCCGUGUGCAACGGAGUCGACGAUUGUGGAGACUUCUCGGACGAGCUGCGCUGCGGGACAGCCCCAUCCGUGGGGCCCUCCGCCCCCUGGCGCUGCCCCCUCUCCCACUUCCACUGCGCGCUGUCUGACGGCUGCAUCGACGCCUCCCGGCGGUGCGAUGGCAUCGCCGACUGUCCGGACGGCACCGACGAGGCCGGCUGCGGCGCCCUGCCCGGGAGCACAGUGCCCCCUGCCAGCACAGCCAGCAGCUGGGCCCCCGGGCAGCCCUCGCCACCCACCCAGGAGGUGUCCCAGGGCACAGAGGGCUGGCUAUUCCCUGGAGACGUCCUCCCCACCCCCACAGGUCCCUGCAGCGAGCCGCUGGGCCUGGACGACGGCAGGAUCCGCUACCAGCAGCUGAGCGCCUCCUCCCACCGGGACAGCAACCCCCCGGAUGCCGGGCGCCUCAACAUGGUGCCCAACAUACUGAACAUCGAGCCAGGCUGGAGCCCCCUGGAGACCGACGGCAGCCCGUACUUCCAGGUGGACUUCCUGCAGCCCACCUUUGUGAGCGCACUGGUCACGCAGGGCGGGCCGACGGCCGGGGGCUACGUCACCAGGUAUCGUCUGCAGUACAGCCACGACGGGGUGCACUACCGUGACUACACGGGGGCAGCACGCGGCGCUGUGCCCCCCCAGCCGGCUCAGGUACUGGAGGGAAACUUCGACAGUCACACGCCGGUGCAGAGGGAGCUGCGCCCCCUGAUCCUCGCCCGCUACCUGCGGCUGGUGCCUGUGGAGUAUCACCGGAGCAUCCACCUGCGCAUGGAGGCGCUGGGCUGCCCCUGGAGUGCUGCUCCACUGGGGCCCAGGCCCACCUCUGAGCAGCCCCUGCUCCCCACGGCGACUCUGGUCCCAGGAUCCAGGAUUCCCAGCACAGUCAAUGAGAGCCGUGAGGCCAAACCCACGGGCCAGCCAGUGAAGCCGCCGGGCACCAUGGCAGCAGGGAAGGAGCCGGGCACCAUGCCAACGCUGGGGACGACAGGGCCUGCAGGGGACAUGCGCAGCCCUGGAGCAGCUGGCCCCGAGGGGGUUCAGUGCCAGCCCCCCAGCCCGUGUGUUCUUCCAGCAGGGCUGCCCUUCCCCCGGCUCCUCUGCACCCAGGGCCAGUUUGCCUGCGAGGUGCUGGGCUGCGUGGAGGCCGCCUUCGUGUGCGACGGGCAGGAGGACUGCCUGGACGGGUCGGACGAGUGGCACUGCGGAGGCCCCACCGCCUCGGCCGUCCCCAUCGCCACCCUGGCCUCCCCGACCGGGCGGCCCAGCGUCUGCUCUGCCAAGCAGCUGUCCUGUGGCAGCGGGGAGUGCCUGGCCCUGGAGAAGCGCUGUGACCUGCACCCGGACUGCCAGGACGGCUCUGACGAGAGCAGCUGUGUGGACUGCAUCCUGUCUCCCUGGAGCGGCUGGAGCGAGUGCAGCCGGUCGUGCGGGCUGGGCGUCACCUUCCGCCAGCGGGACCUGCUCCGGAACGCCCUGCCCGGGGGCCAGUGCGAACGCAACGAGUUCGACAGCCGCUCCUGCUUCCUCCGGGCCUGCCCAGUGAAUGGCACCUGGGCCCCCUGGGGCGAGUGGUCGGACUGCGACGCCGAGUGCCGGGGCGGAGUGCGGAGCCGCACGAGGAGCUGCGCUGACCCCCCGCCCAAGAACGGGGGCCAGCCCUGCCCCGGCGACGCCGUGCAGACAGAGCCCUGUAACCUGCAGCCCUGCGGGGAUGCCCGCGACUGUGGCCCCGAGAUGGUGCACGUGCAGGCAGGGGACUGCGAGAGGGGCCUGGUGGCGCCAUGCCCCCAGUCUUGCCGGGAGCUGAACGCCGAGAGGAGCUGCCACAGCCGCUGUGUGGAGGGCUGCCGGUGCCCGCCGGGGCUCUACCUGCAGGAGGGCGGCUGCGUGAACGUCAGCCAGUGCCACUGUGACUUCAGCCAGGAGCGGCGCCUCCCCGGGGAGAUGUUCCUGCAUGACAACUGCAGCCAGUGCGUGUGCCUGGACGGGGUGGUGACAUGCGACGACCUGGCCUGCCCCGUUAACUGCGGCUGGUCGGCCUGGUCCCCGUGGACACCCUGCGACCGCAGCUGCGGAGUCGGCAUGCGGGAGAGAUUCAGAUCCCCCACCAACCCGGCACCUGCCAACGGCGGAGCCCCGUGCGAGGGGGACGCACAGCAAGUCCGCGAGUGCCACACGGCCUGUGUCUCCGAGCCCACCGGCCCCUGGAGCGACUGGACGCCCUGGUCCCCCUGCUCCAAGACCUGCUUCUACGAUGUGGACCAUGUCGGCGUGAGGAAGCGGUUCCGUCACUGCAACGACACCGGGGAGGGUGCUGGGCGAUGCCAGGGGGCACCCGUGCAGGAGGAGCAGUGUGACACGCCGCCCUGCCCCGUGGGAGGCGUCUGGACCCCCUGGACGGCCUGGUCCCGAUGCUCCGCUACCUGCGACUCCGGCGUCCAGACCCGCAGCCGCACCUGCUCCAACCCGGCCUACGGAGGGCCCGAGUGCACGGGGCCCCUUGUCCAGACCCGGGACUGCGACAGCCAGCCCUGCCGAGCACUGUGCCCCGCGCCCAUGAUCUACCAGACGGCUGAGGAGUGCCGACGAGCAGGGGGCGCCUGCCCGCGGCUCUGCAUGGACCAGGGUGCCGGUGUGGAGUGUGCCUCCCGCUGCUACCAGGGCUGUUACUGCCCCGACGGCCUCUUCCUGCAGAACGACAGCUGUGUGCCGCAGAGCCGGUGCCCGUGCUACCACCGGGGGGCGCUCUACCAGCCGGGCGACACCGCCCCCCGCGACGCCUGCAACAACUGCACCUGCGUGGCCGGGGAGAUGGUGUGCGACACGGAGCCCUGCCCAGUGCACUGCGGCUGGAGCGGCUGGACCGAGUGGAGCUCCUGCAGCCGCAGCUGCAACGUGGGCACCCGGCGGCGUUACCGCUCUGGUUCCGAUCCGCCUGCCGCCUUCGGGGGCCGCGACUGCCAGGGCCCCGGCGUGGAGAUCGAGUUCUGCAGCCUGCAGCCCUGCAGGGGCUCCGGGGCAGAGUGGGGUCCCUGGUCGGAGUGCUCCGUGCCCUGCGGGGGCGGCUAUCAGAACCGCACACGGGGCAGCACCGUCCUGCACCGGAUCGAGUUCACCACCUGCAACCUCCACCCCUGCGCCGGUGAGGUGCCCGGCGUCUGCCCAGAGGGGAAGCUGUGGCAGGAAUGCGCUGACGCGCCGGCCUCCUGCGCGGAGCUGGGCACGGAGCCCCCUGCUGACAGGCCCUGCCACGCUGGCUGUUACUGCCCCCCCCAGCACCGUCCUGCUGGUGCAAAUAACCUGUGCGUGGCGGAGUCGGAGUGCCCCUGUGCCGAGGGCGGAGUGCUCUACGCCCCGGGAGACGUGGUGCCCAAGGGCUGUGAGAACUGCUCCUGUGAGGCCGGCCGGAUCUCCAACUGCUCCCGGGUGGCCUGUGGGGACGUGAGCGGCAGCUGGUCAGACUGGACGCCCUGGAGCGAGUGUUCAGCCUCCUGCGGGCUGGGGCUCCAGAACCGGUACCGGUUCUGCACGGCCCCCCCUCUGUCUGGGUCCGGACUGCCCUGCCGGGGGCCAGAGCGAGAGGAGCAGCCCUGCCACGUCCAGCCCUGCUCCAGGGACGGCGGCUGGAGCAAGUGGAGCCCCUGGACCGAGUGCACCAAGAGCUGCGGGGAAGGGCUGCGGAGCCGGGCCCGAGCCUGCGACAGCCCCGCCCCGCUGGGCCACGGCGACUACUGCGAGGGGCCCCCCGCCCAGGUGGAGGCCUGCCGCCCGGGGCAGUGCCCAGCUCUGGACUGCGCGACCGUGCAGGGCUCCAUGGCCAGCCGCUGCGGCCCCUCCUGCCCCCGUUCCUGCGACGACAUCGCGCACUGCAUGUGGAGCUGCGAGGCCGGCUGCUACUGCACCAGCGGCAGGGUGCUGAACGCCAAUGGCUCGGCCUGCGUGGAGAGGCAGGACUGCACCUGCCUGGACCUGCUCACCCAGGAGAGGUAUCUGCCGGGGGAGACCGUGGCCCACCAGGACGGCUGCAACAACUGCACCUGCACCAGGGGGAUGCUGCUCUGCACCAGCCUGCCCUGCCCUGUGGCCGGAGGCUGGUGUGACUGGUCCCCAUGGACCCCCUGCUCCCGGACCUGCGGAAGUGAGGUGGUGACGCGGUACCGCGGCUGCGCCUGCCCCACACCUCAGCAUGGGGGGGCCGAUUGUGCCGGGGCGCAGGAGCGUCACGGGGACACCGGCACCCAGCUCCAGCACAAGGAGUGCCCCUCGGCUGCCUUCUGCCCCGUGGACGGUGGCUGGAGUUCCUGGGGGCCAUGGUCGGCCUGCACCGCCUGCGCCGGGGAGUCGGCACGGAGCCGGGAGUGCAGCAGCCCCCCCGCCCGCUUCGGGGGCUUGCCCUGCCCCGGAGAAGCCCGGCAGAGCCGCGCCUGCCACGAUGGAGACACCGUGUGUGAAGGCUGCGGCGGGGGGCAGGUGGCUUUCGCCUGUGGCAAACCUUGCCCACGCUCCUGUGAGGACCUGCAGGCGGACGCGGCCUGCCUGGACAGCCCCCAGUGCCAGCCCUCGUGCGGCUGCCCCGCUGGCCAGCUCCUCCAGGACGGGGCGUGUGUGAGCCUGGCACAGUGCUCCUGCAAGUACCGCAAUGGCUCCCUGGAGGCUCCGGAGCAGCAGCCCCUCUCGUCCUGGGCUGGCCCCGUGCCCUGGGAGUACGCGCAGCCUGGGCAGACGGUGUACGGGCCCUGCCAGAACUGCACCUGUGAGGACGGGCACCUGCAGUGCCGCGCUGACCCUGCGUGCCGGCUGGACGGCGGCUGGGGGGCCUGGGGGCCGUGGUCGCCCUGUCCCCAGCGCUGCCAGGAGGGCACCCAGUUCCGCUUCCGAGAGUGCGAUAACCCGGCCCCCCAACACGGGGGCAGGGGCUGCACCGGGGACAGCCAGCAGCAGCGAGCCUGCCACCAGGGCGAGCCGCCCUGCCAAGAGGAGGCGCCGUGGAGCGACUGGUCCCCGUGGGCCCCGUGCAGCGUGUCCUGUGGCGGGGGAGAGCAGAUCCGCAAGCGCCGAUGUCGCCAGCCGGCCUGCCAGGGGCUGGCCGUGCAGAGCAAGACCUGCCACACCCAGGUCUGCCUCGAGGUGGGCUGCCCGGCAGGGCGCCUGUACCGGGAGUGCCUGCAGGAGGAGGGCUGCCCGUACAGCUGUGCCCACCUCACCCGCCAGAUGGACUGCUUCUCCGACGGCUGUGAGGAGGGCUGCCACUGCCCAGCGGGCACCUACCAGCACGACGGAGCUUGCGUCCAGGAGUGCCCCUGCCUGGUCACCGAGGAGACCCUGCAGAAGCUCCAGAACCAUUCGGCAAACGCCAGCGCCCUCGCGGCUGUGCUCACCUCCCAGGGCCGCUGGGUCUCUCUGGGCCAGGAGGUGCAGCCCCGCGACACCAUCCGCUCCGCCUGCAGCACCUGCACCUGCCACAAUGGCCAGCUGAAUUGCUCCUUCACCCGGUGCCCCCUGGAUGGCGGCUUCACGCCCUGGAGCCCCUGGACACCCUGCUCCGUGAGCUGCGGGGGGUUGGGGCACAUGACCAGGGCACGGGGCUGCACCAGCCCCGCUCCUGCCAACGGAGGGAAGGACUGCGUGGGCCCUCGGACUGACAUCAAGUACUGCCAGACACCAGACUGCCCCGUGGCGCCUGGUCCCACGAAGGAGCCUGUCUCCAGUGUGCCAGGCUAUGAGGAGGGCUUCAGCCUCUGGUCCCCCUGGAGCCCCUGCUCCAAAACCUGCACCGAUCCCGAGUUCCCAGCCAGGAAAACCCGGACCCGGGUCUGUGGGGGAGGAGCCAACUGCACCGGGGAGUCGUUCCAGGAGCGGGCGUGUAACCUGCCCCAGUGCACAGAUGCGCCCCCGUGCCUGGGUGAGGAGUGCGCUGGCAGGAACUGCAGCUGGACCCCGUGGGCGCCAUGGAGCGAGUGUUCCCGCAGCUGCGGCGUGGGCCAGCAGGGACGUCUGCGCACCUACCACCCCCCCGGCGAGCGGGGGCUCUGGUGCCAGGGCAUCCUGACCGCAAACACCGAGCAGCGCUUCUGCAACCUGCAGGCCUGCAAAGUGGCCGGAGCCUGGUCCAAGUGGAGCCCGUGGUCGUGGUGCGACCGCACCUGCGGGGGGGGGCGCUCCGUGCGCACUCGUACCUGCACCAGCCCCCCGCCCAAGAACGGAGGGUCCCACUGCCCAGGGGAGAAGUACCAGGGGCGCGUCUGCAACCCCCGGCCCUGCGAGGAGGGAUGCCCGCCUGCCAUGGCCAUGGUGGACUGCGCCAACAGAUGCCCACGCCAUUGCUGGGACCUGCAGGAGGGCAUCACGUGCCAGGACGGGGAGGCCUGCGAGCCCGGCUGCCGCUGCCCAGACGGGACCCUGGAGCAGGACGGCGCCUGCGUCUCCCCGCAGCACUGCGAGUGCACCGAUGCCCAGGGGCACAGCUGGGUGCCAGGCAGCCUGCGGCACGACGGCUGCAACAACUGCACCUGCUCCGAGGGGCGGCUGCUCUGCACCCACCGCACCUGCCCCCCCAGCCAGUGCGACUGGAGCCACUGGUCCAGCUGGUCCCAGUGCAGCGUCACCUGUGGGGACGGGCUGCAAACCCGGUUCAGGACGGCCACGUCGGGCUCCUGGGCCAGGGAGUGCCAGAAGGAGCAGCUGCAGACCCGGCCCUGCCCCCAGGGGCCCUGCCCCCCGCUGUGCCCACACCAGGGCUGGGAGAGACGCCUGGGGGACACCUGGCUGCUGGGCGAGUGCCAGCAAUGUAUCUGCACCCCGGAGGGCAUCUACUGCCAGGACAUCGCAUGUGCGGUGCACGGCUCCUGGACGCCCUGGUCUCCCUGGUCCGACUGCCCCGUGACCUGUGGCAACGGCACCCACGUCCGCACCAGGGCCUGCAUCAACCCGCCUCCACGCAACAAUGGCUCGGACUGCGCCGGCCCCGAGGCCGAGGCCCAGGGCUGCGCUGCCCGGCCCUGCCCAGCGGCCGAGCGAUGCGACUGGUCGGCCUGGAGCCCCUGCUCACGCACCUGUGGUACCGGUCUGGCCAUGCGGACGGGGACAUGCGCCUGCCCCAGCCCCGAGGGUCCCGGCACCCCCUGCAAUGCCAGCGCCCGCCAGGAGGUGGAGCCCUGCUACCUGCGGCCCUGUGAAGGCGACUGCUCCUGGAGCCCCUGGACGCCAUGGACCCAGUGCUCCUGCAGCUUCCUGGUGCAACAGCGCUACCGGAACCAGCUGGGCCCGGGCCCCCAGGGGCUGUGCGUGGGGCUGGACGGCCAGUUCCGCACCUGCAACGCCUCCCAGUGCUCGGAGGCCAGCUGUGAGCCUCCCUUCGAGUUCCGGGAGUGCGGGUUCCCCUGCGCCAGCCUGUGCUCCACGCUGCAGCGCCAGGAGCUGUGCACAGACAUCCCGCUGUGCCUGCCCGGCUGCUACUGCCCGCAGGGCCUGGUGGAGCAGAGGGGAGCCUGCAUGCCCCCCGCACAGUGUGGCUGCCUCCACCUGCGCCCGGGCGAGGGGCCCGUGUACCUGGCGGCAGGGGACACCGUGCUCGUCGGCUGCAAAGAGUGCGUGUGCCAGGAGGGGGCGCUGCAGUGCAGCAGCCAGAGCUGCCAGGGCCUGCUGCCCCUCAGCGAGUGGUCGGCCUGGACGCCCUGCACCUCCUGCCUGCCCCUCUCAGCUCUCCGCCCUGGCACCCUCUCCGUGCUCCUGGCGCAGCAUGGCGGCUGGCAGGACAGUGGGCACCCCCAGCCAGACGUCGGCCCCCUGGCCUCGGUGCAGCAUCGCUACAGGCUGUGCCUGGACCCCCAGACCGGCCUGCCCUGGGCCGGCGAGGCAGCGCUGUGCUCAGCCGAGUUGCAGCAGGAGCAGCUCUGCCCCAACCCCCACCUCUGCGAAGAUCUCUGCCUGUGGAGCGAGUGGGGCCCCUGGGGCCCGUGCCGGGAGCCCUGCAGCGGUGGCUUCCGGCUGCGCCGGCGCUACGUCCGGGACCCGGCCGAGGACAGGCAGUGCUGGGGAGCCCGGGUCCAGUCGGAGAGCUGCAACACGGCCGCCUGCCCAGGGGAGGAGUGCGAAGAUCGGGGCAAGGAGCAUGCCCCGGCCUGCGCCAACCGCUGCCCCCGCACCUGUGCUGACCUGUGGGACCACGUGGAGUGUCUGCAGGGGGAGUGCAAGCCAGGCUGCCGGUGCCCCGAGGGGCAGCUGCUGCAGGACGGCGUGUGCGUGCCAAUCCUGGCCUGCCGCUGCGGGCUGCCCACAGCCAACGGCACGCGGGAGCUCUGGCCGGGGCAGGCGGCCGAGCUGGACUGUCACAACUGCACGUGUGCGAACGGCAUCUUCGCCUGCCCCGAUCCGGAGUGCCCCUCCUACGGGCCCUGGGCGGAGUGGAGCCCCUGCUCCGUCACCUGCGGGGGAGGCAGCGCCCUCCGGCACCGCCCCUGCCAGGAGAGCCCCGCCGGGGCCCCCUGUACCCCCGACGGCAUGGAGGAGAUCACGGAGUGCAAUCUGCAGCCCUGCCCGGCCGGCUGCCAGCUGAGCCCGUGGUCGGCGUGGAGCCCCUGCAGCGCCAGCUGUGGGGGGGGCGUGUCGGAGCGGAGCCGGAGCCUGCUGUCCCCAGGGGAGGGCCGGGGGGAGCACUGCCCUGCCCCCCUGCUGCUGCACCGCGCCUGCCAGACCCACAACUGCACGCCAGAGUGCCCGGGCACCCAGGUGUACAGCAGCUGCGCCAAUGCCUGUCCCCGCACCUGCUCCGACCUGCGCCCCGGGACCGAGUGCCUGCGGGAGGAGUGCCAGCCCGGCUGUGCCUGCCCUCCUGGCCAGGUGCUGCAGGGCGGGGGGUGCGUGCCCCCGGAGGAAUGCCGCUGUUCGUUGGUCCCUGCACCUGCUGUGCCCUGGGCCUCCAACCUGUCGCAGGAGGAGCGGGCGAGAGAGUACCCGGCCGGCAGCACCAUCUUCCACCAGUGCAACAGCUGUGUCUGUCGCAGAGGCGCCUUCAGCUGCUCCCAGCGGGACUGCAACGUGGACUGCCUCUGGUCCGCGUGGUCAGCCUGGUCGGCGUGCUCAGUGACGUGUGGGCCGGGCGUGCGGGUCUCCCAGAGACACCAGCUCCAACAGCGCCUGUACGACGGGGCCGAGUGCCUGGGCCCCCCGACGCGCCGGACGCCCUGCUCCCUGCCCGACUGCGCCUGCCCCACAGGGGAGAGUUGGCACGGCCCUGGCCCCACGGCGCCCUGCGAGCGAACCUGCCAGCAGAUCUACGAGGAGCCCCGCCACAACUGCAGUGCGGGGGCCGUGCCAGGCUGCGUCUGCGAGGCCGGGCGGUACCGGGACAGCAGUGGGCACUGUGUCACCGCCGCCCACUGCGAGUGUGAGCACGGGGGCCAGCUGCGCCCGCCCGGAGCCGAGUGGCAGGAGGGCUGUGAGAGCUGCCGCUGCCUGAACGGGAGGGCCGUGUGCACGGCUGGCUGCCCCCCUCUCGUCUGCCUCGAGGGGGAAGUGAAGGUGCAGGAGCCCGGCAGCUGCUGCCCCGUGUGCCGGAGAGAAUCAUUCGAGGAGCCGUCGUCCGCGUGCCAACGCUACACCGAGGUGCGGAACAUCACCAAGGGGCGCUGCACCCUGCACGGCGUGGAGGUGAGCUACUGCAGCGGCCGCUGCGCCUCCCGCACCAACGUCACCUCCGAGGAGCCGUACCUGCAGACGCUGUGUACCUGCUGCAGCUACCACCUGGACCCAGUGAGCCCCGUGCGCAUCCUCAGCCUGCCGUGCGAGGACGGGGAGGUGGAGCCGGUGGUGCUGCCCAUCAUCCACAGCUGUGAAUGCAGCCCCUGCCAGGGUGGGGACUUUUCCGAGCGCUGAUGGCCCGUGGCCGGGCGGGAUGGUGUCUGACUGGGGCCCCCGCGCUGUGCCGGCGGCCGAGGACGGCGAGAUGGCAGCGUGUGUCCUAGCUGCAGGCUCCCCAGACUCCCCGCACUGCCCGCCGGGCUUGUCCUGCUGUAGCUCAGUAAUAAAGUGAACAGAGCUGGUUCCAAA